CCGGCAUAAGUACCGAGUGACUCUGUCGACCAAGGGAUUGACAGAGUUCUCUAUAAUGGAUAAAUCUAACAAUAAAUGAUUGGGGUGCAGGAUUGUUAGCAAUAACAGUUGGGGCCGGAGAUAAUGCACAUGGGAUAUAUGAAGAUGCACUAGGGUUUCUUCCUAAAAUUCUCAAAACCAAAUCAUCAAACUCCAUCAAGGUAUUAGAAUGCUUGGCUAUUGUCACCUCUGUUGGUGCCCAAAACAGUGAUGAAACAGAGAGAUCCAUGGAGAUUAUAUGGAAAUUCAUCCAUGAAGAGUCAGAAUCCAAAGUUAUGCGAAAACAUCCACCAAAUGUAGUUGCUUCAGCAAUAUCAGCCUGGUCUCUCCUCCUAGCAAAUAUAAAUGGAUGGUGUGUUAAUCACAAGAAAUGGAAAGGGUUGAUCCCAUAUUUGCUGAAAAGAUUAGAGGAAGAUUAUGAUGAAAAUGUCAAUGCUGCUUGCAUAGAGGCACUUGGUCUAAUUUUUUAUGGCAGCCUUGAGAAAUUUUCAAAUGAAGCAGAAAAUUAUGCAAAUUUAAAAGACUUGAAAGAAGACAUAAUGACAAGAGCAUCGAGUGUCACAAAAGAAAAUGCUGAAAAACUUCUCGAGGGUAGUGAUAAAAAAAUUAUCCUCACAAUAUGUGAAACUAGAUUGACCUUAAGCACUUUUUCACUUGUGAAGCAGAUUAAUUACAUAAAAACAUGUCUAGGAGACGGCUUUGUAGAGCACAUGAGGAGGAAAACGAGCACCUCCGUAAUAUUUUUCGUUUUGUGCCACAAACAAUUUCUAGUGUCGACGAUGCAAAGAUUUGUUUGAACCCGCAUCUGAAAAGGUGGUACUUCGGGUUUUUGCACCUGAAAUUAGAAGGAAAGCUUGCGCAAAGAGGAUUUCCAUAUCACCUAGUUCUUUCAUGAGCAAGGGAAGGACUCAAUUGAGGAACAAACACAGGAUGCUUGCAGAGGAGGCUAAGUAUGGAGAUUAUGGAUUUGAUCAAGAGUUUGAUUACUAGUUCAAUUACUUAAUUAGAAACUCUAAAAUUAAAUCAUCUGCCUGUCUCUUUACUCCAGCAUUAAAACACUUUCUUGUGCUAAAUCGAAUUGAAAGUGACUUCUUCAUGUGGUUUUUCUUUUCACGUUUUGUCACGUCAAGGAAGUAAUAUAGAAGUUACUCUAAAUUCUUUAAUUUGAAUUUUUGCCUCAGGAAAGGGGUUUCAU
Messenger RNA from Lycium barbarum (goji berry), 1234 nucleotides. RefSeq lists its product as uncharacterized. Bases 267 to 836 code for a protein of 189 amino acids. Lineage: Eukaryota; Viridiplantae; Streptophyta; Magnoliopsida; Solanales; Solanaceae. The record is from RefSeq and is a predicted model, not a curated record. The transcript is spliced from 10 exons.